AUGGAUCUUCGAUUCGACCUUUUGUCUGAAGGUCAACGGGUUCAAGGUCAGUCUCACAACAUCAACAAUAGGGACAAAUUGACUCCCCAGCCGCCAUCGUCAAAGGUCGUCAACCUUCACUUUCCAAGCACAGCUGGUGAUCACAGCAGUAAUAGCAGUAGCGUCAUCGUUUCUUCCGACCCCCAACAGAACCAGCAGAAUCGGAAGAGCUUCAGCGACUUCAGCAUUGUCACUAGUGACCUUUGGACAGUCGAGGUGCAUCGAUGUGUGUUGGGGCACUGCAGCUCUUAUUUUUACAGUCUUUUCAGCGGUGAUUUUGUCGAAAGUAAACUUAACCGAGUGCAUUUCACAGACUUGAGUCAUGAGGAAAUCGCGCCUCUUCUCAGAGAGGUUUACGGCCAGCAAGUCGAAACAACAGAGCAGAACAUUGACGAACUGUUGGUACUCGCAGACUAUUUCGGCAUUCGGACCCUCGUUAGUAAGCUGACAAAACGAAGAGCGGCCAUGACUACACCUAAGAAUGUCUUUAAAGUCUAUCAAUUUGCAAAUUAUUUCAACUUAUUCGAACUUAUCGAGUUUUGCAAGAAGUUUAUUUGUCAGUCUAUUAUUGAGUACUCUCACCGCGCAGAGUUUAGAGCCUUAAGCGACGCGGAUGUGGAAGAUCUCUUGAAUUUCCAGGAAAUUAAUUGUCAAAGUGAGAAAGAUCUUUUAGCUGUGAUUUGCAGAUGGGCAAGUCAAGAUUACAGCGGUCGCAUUACGCCGGCUUCUUGGCUGUUAUUUUCGCUUCGCUACAAGUACCCGAGACGUGAGAACUUUGAUAAAUGUUACUCGGAACAAUUGGCGGACUUCAAGAUUGGUUUCAAGAACCUGAUUGCCAAGUUUGACACCAUUGUGAAGGAUGUGCAGAAGAUAGUGAUGGAUCCGAGGCUGUGUGCCGUCCAGGAUACAAUAGACAAGAAGGUUGUGUCUGUGCUCAAGAGCCACAUGAGCUGCACUGAGCGUAGUCGCACAGUCCAAUGCAAGGCCAUGAAGAUAGUGAAUCGUGACAAGAAUAAGUGUGGCAAGUGUGGCGUGAACUCGUGUGUGAAGGAGUGCACGGUGCACUGGUGGGUGAGUGGAAGCGAGGAGGCGAUGGAGAGGGCCUGGUUCUCCCGCAUGUUGCAACCAAGGACAAUGAAUGAACUCAUAUUCGUAUUCGGAGGCUGGAGUGGAAAGGAACCCUCCAAUGUCAUACAAGUUUUGAAUCCGAUUACUUACCAAUGGACAAUUACGAAGCGGAAACUGCCCCAGAUGCGCAUCUAUUACGCGGCAGCCGCCAUUGACGGAAUCAUAUACAUCAUCGGAGGUUUCGACAACGAGUCUAGGGGCCUCAGAAGCACGUGGGCAUUCGAUCCCAUAAGUGAGAAGUGGACGGAGAAGGAGCCGAUGUUUGAGGCGAGGUGCUACGCCUCCUCUGUGGUCUAUGAUGGGAAGAUCAUAGUGAUGGGUGGAUACGAUGAACACAUAGACCACUCCUCCUACAACAUCGAGUACACCGGCAAGAGGUUCAAAUCCGUCGAAAUGUACUGUCCGGUGAAAGACAGAUGGACUCGAUGUUGUGACAUGAAUUACGUGAGGUCAGAUGCGGGUGCAGUGGUGUGUGAGGACUUCAUCUACUGCAUCGGGGGCUUCACGGGGGAGACCAUACACAACUCAGUCGAGGCCAUACAUCCAGGUGUGUUGCCGUAUAAGGAGGACUACAACAACUGGUUCAAAGUGAGCAGCAUGAAGAGCAGGCGCAGUGGGGUGUCCUGCGAGGUGUUCAAUGGCAUCAUAUACGCUGUCGGGGGCUACAAUGGGGAGAUACAGCUGGACUCCAUCGAACGGUACAUGCCGAAGUCGAAAGAGUGGCAGGAAAUAGCCAGGAUGACCAAUCCCAGAAGCAACAUGGGUCUGAUCGCCCUCAACAAUCGACUCAUUGUAGUCGGAGGGUAUGGCAACGACUACACCACCGACAAAUGCGAACUCCUAGACAUCGACGAGGGACUUCGGGGAUACCCGAUGGAAGACCUCCCGUCAUCUGAAGGCUGCAGUGGAAUCAAACUUGUAGUCGUAUCGGGUAUGUUCGAACUGGCCAACAAGUAUCUCUUCCCGACUGAAGCAGAACGGAAGACGAAUAACCGGCUAUUAACGGAGCGAGCACAGCUUGAGCUACAAGAGAAACUCGAGCGUGAGCGUGAGCAUGAGCGUGAACGUGAGCGUGAGCGUGAACGUAUUAUCGCUGCUAGUGCUGUUUACCCCUACGACAACCGGAACCGAAGAUCCAAUAUGUAG
This is a messenger RNA of Symsagittifera roscoffensis, 2313 nucleotides long. Its product is annotated as kelch-like protein 3. The transcript has 8 exons. NCBI's taxonomy places the organism in Eukaryota, Metazoa, Xenacoelomorpha, Acoela, Convolutidae. The record is from RefSeq and is a predicted model, not a curated record. Bases 1 to 2313 code for a protein of 770 amino acids. Gene Ontology annotation, molecular function: protein binding.